AUGGAACUGCAGCAGAACGACGUCGUUGUGAAUGGCAGGGAUGAACACGAGGAAGCAUUGCUGGCUCUCAUACUACACCGCACCCGUGAAGUCAAAAGCCUUCGUUACUACAUCUCCUAUUACACUUCUCAGCUUGAAGAAGCAGAAGCAAGGUUGCAAGAAUCUAAAGCUAAAUUAGCUCACUUUAAAGGCACUAGUGCAAGUUUACUAGAUGUUGAAACUAAAUCUUUGAAGAUAGAGCAUGGACCAAAAGGUGCCAUUCAUAAAAAUGAAGGUUCCUCCAACAACUACCAUAAUACUACUUAUAAGUCCAGGGAAGUUUCUAGUGAUAUGGAAAAUGUUGAAGUCAAGGAAAGAGGGAUCAAAAGGAAGUUUGGGCAGAAAGAGCACAAGGAAUUGGCUGCUUUAGUAUGUAAGAGUUCUUCCCCAGGCUCUGUCAAUUAUCAAGCAAGCAAUCACUUCUCAAGUCUGCACAAGAGGAAAUUGCGAUGUAUUGCUCUCUGUCCUGUGAAUGAUCAGCGUUUUGUGACCAGUGCUUUAGAUGGUGUGGUCAACAUGUGGGAAGUUCAAUCUUCGGGAUCAGGAGCCUCUUUGCGUAGAACUAUUGAUUGUGUAUCCCCAAAGCAAAGGAGAUGGCCAGAAGAUAUAGCGUGGCACCCAGAGGGAAAUCGCCUGUUUUCAGUGUAUACUGGUGACAAUCAAGACUCUCAAAUAUCAGUUACAGAUUUGAGUAAAGAACAAGGAGGAGGGAGAGCACAUAUCAAUUUCUUAGAGGACAAGCCUCAUGUUAAGGGUGUUAUCAAUAGCAUUGUUUUUCUGCCCUGGGGAAAUACCAGUUUUGUAACUGGAGGAACUGACCAUGCUGUUAUACUGUGGAGUGAGAAUGGUGAGAACAAAUGGAAGCCGAAAUCAUUGCAUAGGAAUUUUCAUACUUCUGCUGUCAUGGGAGUUGCUGGUAUGCAGCAGAAGCAACUCGUAUUGUCUGCUGGUAAAGACAAGAGAGUUUUGGGGUAUGAUGCUCAUGUAGGAAGGCAAAAUUUCAUGCAUCUGGUUGAGAGUAAAUGCUUGAGUGUACUGCCAAAUUCAUGUGACUUCAAUUUAUUCAUGGUUCAAACUGGGACCCCAGAGAGGCAGCUUCGACUAUUUGAUAUUAGAUCAAAAGGGACAGAACUUCAUGCUUUUGGAUGGAAGCAAGAAAGCAGUGAAUCUCAGUCAGCACUGAUAAAUCAGGCUUGGUCCCCCAAUGGACUGUACAUAACAUCUGGUUCAGCUGAUCCUAUGAUUCAUAUAUUUGAUAUUAGAUAUAAUAGUCGCAAGCCUUGCCAAUCUAUAGAAGCUCAUCAGAAACGAGUCUUCAGAGCUAUGUGGCUUCAAUCUGUUCCCCUUCUGAUUUCCAUAUCAUCUGAUCUCAACAUUGGGUUACACAAAGUUGUGUAG
Abrus precatorius (Indian licorice) is the source of this 1437-nucleotide messenger RNA. RefSeq names its product U5 small nuclear ribonucleoprotein 40 kDa protein-like. The coding region runs from base 1 to 1437 and encodes 478 amino acids. The record is from RefSeq and is a predicted model, not a curated record. Lineage: Eukaryota; Viridiplantae; Streptophyta; Magnoliopsida; Fabales; Fabaceae. The transcript is spliced from 7 exons. Gene Ontology annotation, molecular function: protein binding.